UCCCCGCCUCGGUGCGCGCGCGGGGAGAGCGGGAACCGGGGGCGGCAGCCCCGGCCAUGGAGCAGCCGCGACCCCCCCGUGCCCCCCCCGGUGGCGGCGAAGCGGGGCUGCCCCCCCCCCCCGGGCCCCCCGACGUCCGGUUCGUCACCGAGGAGAGCUUCGACUUCGGGCUCCUGUCCCCGUCCGACAGCCAGGACGAGGAGGAGGAGGAGGCCGAUGGCGAGGGGGGCUCGGGGGGGGGCUGGAGCCCGCUGCGGGGCGCGCGCCUGGAGGAGCUGGUGCGGGAGGCGUCGCGCGUGGCCGCGGAGCUGCAGCGCUGCCGCCUGCCCCCCCCCGAGCCCCUCCCCCUCCCGGCCCCCCCCCGCCCCCCCCGCAGCCCCCGCCGGGAAACGUUCGUGGUGCGGGACAGCCCCGUGCGCGCGCUCCUGCCCACCGUGAGCGCGCGCGGCGGCCCCGCCCCCCCCCGCGCACCCCAACCCCCACCCAAGGUAGGUCCCAAACCUAUUGGGGGGGGGGAGGGGGGGCGGCCCCCAAGGGACCCCCCGGCACCAGGGUGCCCCCCCCGAGCAGGGUGGGGGGAGCCCCCCCCCGGCUUUGCCCUCCCCAAGGGAGGGGGGCUGGGGUGCGGGGCAAGGAAGGAGCGCGGGGGGGGGCAGCAGCCCAGCCGAAGGCGAGGGGAGUCCCCCCCCCAACCCGCCAGCCCCACAGCAGGACCCCGGCCCCCCCCAGCCCCUCAGCCCGUGGCCCCCCCUCCACCACCCUGCCCCGGGCGCGGGGGGGCCCGGCACCCCGAGGAGCAUCACGGGGGCCCCCCCCAGCGCCCAGCACCGGGUGCAAACCGGGGCCCCCCCCAGGCCGUCUGCGGGGUCCCCGGAAGCCGGUGGCGAGCAGCACCCCAAGGUGACCCCCCCCCCCCCCCCAGGGAUGAAGCCAAGGCUCAGAUGGAGGUCUCGUCGCUCCUGGGGGGGUGA
Messenger RNA from Neopsephotus bourkii (Bourke's parrot), 971 nucleotides. Its product is annotated as basic proline-rich protein-like. The transcript is spliced from 7 exons. Lineage: Eukaryota; Metazoa; Chordata; Aves; Psittaciformes; Psittacidae. The record is from RefSeq and is a predicted model, not a curated record. The coding region runs from base 57 to 971 and encodes 304 amino acids.